ACGGCUCAGAGCCCCGCCAUCAAAGCAAGCAGGGCUCACUGUAUCUCAACAGCAGGGCUGGACUCUUCCGGGGAAACAUCGACCUAGGUACCUACCUAGUCGUGUGUUUUGCCCUAGUAGUAUUCUUCUUGCAAGUAGCAAGUAUCUCAUACUCUUGUACUUGCGUCUUUCUGCCCUCAAAUCGGCCUGAGUGAGCUUCUUUCAAGGACACCCGGGCGGCGCUACAGCGCAAAGCAUAUCAGCAACCACACGCAAGUCCAGGGAUAUCAAAAUGGCGACUCAAACAACAGAGCCGGAUCCCCUCACGGGUCUGGUCCCGACGGUGAUCUCUAUCAUCAACUACGGAGAAACUGAGAUCUCUAGGAUCACCUCAGGCCAAGAGACGAAGGAACAGCAGGCCGAGCAGGACAAGCCGGAACUGAACGCGCUCGAGCUCGCAAAAGACUCAGCAGAGUUGAUCCGAGCACAUGCUACCAAGAUCUCUUUGUUCAUCAUCAACGAGCCCUUCACCCCCACAGCCAUCGCAAAGGUUCUCAAAGAGCUUCUUAAGGAGGCGCUCCCAUCCAUCGUCAUGGCCGCCCAGCUCUGUGCCCCAAGCCGCUACACAGCUACGUUCCGCAAAGACCUGGCCUGGCGCUGCGGGCGGGUACUGAAAGAGCUCAGAGUCCUCCUCCUCAAGAUACCCUCAGAUGGGAAGAUCCUCUCCGAUAUCCAGAAAAACGGCAGUCAGGAGCUGGGGGGUGACAAGGGCAGUCUCGCCAUCACGGGUCUCCUAUGGAAUGCCUGCGACGACUUGACCAGCAUGGCAAAGGGAGGCAUUGUUGCGCACUUAUCGAAGAAGGUUGAGCAGUACCGCGACACUCUCAAGGACGUCAUGGAAGAGCUGAAGGAGUGGAGUGAGGAGACGGAUGACGAUGACGAGGAUGAUAUCGCUCUGGACUACGGCGAUGCCGACGGCCCUGCUCAGAACGUCAUCUCCACACAGGCCAUGCUGGACGACAUGAUGAACUCGCAACGGCAUAUCCCUGCAGACGACCCAGACAGCAUUAGGCCACGACUGGACUCAUGUCUGAGACGGAUUCGUCUAACCACAAUACUGUACCAAGCUGUCAUCAAGAGGCGAUUGAAAACGCUCCCUAAGCUCCCUACGCCUGCAGCCAGUGCCGCCUGUCCCAGGAUCGACGAGGUGCUCUUAAUGCUGAAAAACGUCCCCGACGGCUUUAACGAUGUUGCCGCAGCUUUUUACGAGUUAUCGCCAGCGGAUAUCGACAAGCACAUGGAUGAGCGCUUUCUUGAGGCCUUCGCCAUAUCAGAGAAGCUUCUGAAGCCAUGGACAGGGGCGGAAAAGGACGAGUUCACAGACUGGGCUCUCAAGUUCCAGGUGGAGAUCAAAAAGAACUCAUAGCCACAGGUCACUGUAACUCAUCCAGCUUUAUGAUACCCUAGAUUAGACACAAAUACUGGCAGUAAACGCAUCCAGCUCAUGCUUUAAUAGUUUACACCAGUGUCUCUCAGCUUUCUCUCGUCGGUAUGUACUACCAACAGCUCACCACACCCCCGACAUCUCCUCAAGCCACCUCGACCGACU
Messenger RNA from Gaeumannomyces tritici R3-111a-1, 1588 nucleotides. RefSeq lists its product as hypothetical. Gene Ontology annotation, cellular component: nucleus. The transcript has a single exon. The record is from RefSeq and is a predicted model, not a curated record. Gene Ontology annotation, biological process: regulation of cell cycle. Lineage: Eukaryota; Fungi; Ascomycota; Sordariomycetes; Magnaporthales; Magnaporthaceae. Bases 272 to 1405 code for a protein of 377 amino acids.